Molecule: messenger RNA, 408 nt
Organism: Colletotrichum orchidophilum
Lineage: Eukaryota; Fungi; Ascomycota; Sordariomycetes; Glomerellales; Glomerellaceae
Product: 40S ribosomal protein S24
Exons: 3
Coding region: 1-408 (135 amino acids)
Biological process (GO): translation
Cellular component (GO): ribosome
Molecular function (GO): structural constituent of ribosome
Source: RefSeq, a predicted model, not a curated record
AUGGCGGACGUCGACACCCCCGUCACCCUGCGAACUCGCAAGUUCAUCCGUAACCCCCUGCUUGGCCGUAAGCAGAUGGUCGUUGAUAUCCUCCACCCCGGCCGCGCCAACAUCUCCAAGGAUGAGCUCCGCGAGAAGCUUGGCUCCCUGUACAAGGCCACCAAGGACCAGAUCAACGUCUUCGGUCUCCGCACCCAGUUCGGUGGCGGCAAGACCACUGGUUUCGCCCUCGUCUACGACUCCCCCGAGGCCCUGAAGAAGUUCGAGCCCCACUACAGACUGGUCCGCGUCGGCUUCGCCAGCAAGAUCGAGAAGGCCAGCAGACAGCAGCGCAAGCAGCGCAAGAACCGCCAGAAGACCCUGCGCGGAACGGCGAAGGUCAAGGGUGCCAAGAAGAAGAAGGAAUAA